UUGUGCUCGACUAUAGCGGCAGAGAAGACCAAGCAAUCUGUGCGAGAUUUGUUUGGGUCAGAUCUUUGUGUGUUUAAAUAAUUUAAAUUCAAAGUGCAAAGCAGAAGCAGGCGGCAGGCUGAUAAAAGCAGCUGGAGCUGAGGAAAAGUCGGAGGAGAAGGAGUUCUGGAAGCAGUCGAAGAAUGGGAAUACUAAAUAAUGGAGGACCAGGAGGAUUUCUGGUCCUGUGGCUAGUGCUGAUGCUGUGGCUACCCCACGGGCUCUCCAUGGGCAAUAGCUGUUCGGCUUCGGUGCUGGAGGCCCGCCGUUUCUUCGAGCUGGAGAAUGAGCAAUUGAGGAGGCGCUACCAUGAGGAGUUCCUCUCCGGCUACACCUACAACACCAAUGUCACGGAGGAAAAUCGCCAGUCCAUGAUUGAGGUGUAUGCCCGCAAUGCUGAGCUCAACAAACGCCUAGCCCAGCGGAUCAAAGCCUCACAUUAUUCGGAGUCCGAGGAUGCCAACAUCCGUCGCCAGGCCACGCAUCUCUCCAAGCUGGGUGCCUCUGCGCUCAAUCCCGAUGACUACUUGGCCCUGCAGAAUGCCAUCAGUUCGAUGCAGUCGAAUUAUGCCACCACCACAGUCUGUACUUAUGCCAAUCAAAGCGACUGCUCCUGCGCCUUGGAGCCGUGCAUCCAGGAGCGUCUGUCCAAUAGCCGGGACCCCGCUGAGCUGGCCUGGUAUUGGCGGGAGUGGCACGACAAGGCAGGAACUCCCAUGCGGGAGCACUUCGCCGAGUACGUGCGGCUGACGCGCAAGGCGGCCCAUUUGAACGAUCAUCGGUCGUAUGCUGAUUACUGGGUGCAAUUCUAUGAGGAUGCCGACUUUGAGCAUCAACUGGACGCCACAUUCAAGCAACUACUGCCUUUCUACAGACAAAUCCAUGGAUAUGUGCGGUAUCGGCUGCGUCAGCACUACGGUCCGGAUGUAAUGAAAGCGGACGGAAAUAUACCCAUAAGCCUGCUGGGCAAUAUGUGGGGCCAGUCAUGGACCGAAGUCAUUGACUUAUUCACACCCUUUCCGGAGAAGCCAUUCGUGGACGUGAAGGCUGAGAUGGAACGUCAGGGAUACACAGUACAAAAGCUCUUCGAGCUGGGAGAUCAGUUCUUCCAAUCACUUGGAUUGCGCGCCCUGCCGCCCACAUUUUGGAAUCUGAGUGUGCUUACCCGGCCGGAGGAUCGUCAGGUGGUGUGCCAUGCAUCUGCCUGGGACUUUUAUCAGGACAGCGAUGUGAGGAUCAAGAUGUGCACCGAGGUGGACAAUCACUACUUCUAUGUGGUGCAUCACGAACUGGGACACAUCCAAUACUUGCAGUAUGAACAGCAGCCGGCUGUCUUUCGAGGCGCUCCCAAUCCUGGCUUCCAUGAAGCUGUUGGCGAUGUUAUUGCCCUGUCGGUGAUGUCCGCCAAGCACCUUAAGACCAUUGGACUGAUAGAUAAUGGCAAGCUGGACGAGAAGAGUCGCAUUAACCAGUUAUUCAAGCAGGCCAUCUCCAAGAUUGUCUUCCUUCCAUUUGGCUAUGCCGUCGACAAGUAUCGCUAUGCUGUGUUCCGGAACGAACUGGAAGAAUCCCAAUGGAACUGCGGCUUUUGGCAGAUGCGUUCCGAGUUCGGAGGCGUAGAACCGCCAGUCUCCCGUACUGAGAAGGAUUUUGAUCCGCCGGCCAAGUACCAUAUUGACGCGGAUGUGGAGUAUCUGCGCUAUUUUGCUGCCCACAUCUUCCAGUUUCAGUUCCACAAGGCCUUGUGUCGCCUGGCCGGUCAAUAUGAGCCCAAUAACAGCCAGUUGACAUUGGAUAACUGCGACAUCUAUAACAGCAAGGCGGCUGGACGAGCACUACACGAGUUCCUCUCAAAGGGUAGUUCCCGUCACUGGAAGGAGGUGCUGCAGGAGUUCACAGGCGAGAUGGAAAUGGAUGCUGCCGCUCUCCUGGAGUAUUUUGAUCCUCUUUAUCAGUGGCUUAAGCAGGAGAAUAGUCGGCUAGGAGUACCACUUGGUUGGGGACCCACGGACAAAAUCCCCUCGGACUGCUGCGGAACUUUCAGCACUUAGGCCUUAAACUGUCCAGACAUUGACGUGUGGGGUUCUUUAGAGACCCCAAAAAAAAUAUUUAAUGUGACAUAAAUAGGACAUUAAAUAAACGACUUUUGAAACCGUUGUAAAUAAUU
Messenger RNA from Drosophila serrata, 2206 nucleotides. It is a transcript of the gene Acer, whose product is annotated as Angiotensin-converting enzyme-related. Gene Ontology annotation, cellular component: plasma membrane. Gene Ontology annotation, biological process: proteolysis. Lineage: Eukaryota; Metazoa; Arthropoda; Insecta; Diptera; Drosophilidae. The record is from RefSeq and is a predicted model, not a curated record. Gene Ontology annotation, molecular function: metallopeptidase activity; peptidyl-dipeptidase activity.